This is a messenger RNA of Drosophila erecta, 1844 nucleotides long. Its product is annotated as solute carrier family 25 member 40. The record is from RefSeq and is a predicted model, not a curated record. Lineage: Eukaryota; Metazoa; Arthropoda; Insecta; Diptera; Drosophilidae. The transcript has 2 exons. Bases 105 to 1490 code for a protein of 461 amino acids. Gene Ontology annotation, biological process: mitochondrial transmembrane transport.
UUUGGCACCAAGCUAUGUGAAAUUCAUAAAUGUAAAUUUACAAAUGCUAUUGGAAACCAGAUCGACUCUCCCUCAACUGUUCUAGCACACCGGAGACGGCAGCCAUGUCGAAGGAAGACUCGGGCGCAUCCAGUGCGGAGGCGAAUCCAGCUGAAUCGGAGAUUUCGAUGGGUCGAGGACCCCGCCCAAGGUCCUUUAGCGGCGGUGGAGGCGGUGGCGGAUCAGGUGGAAGUGGUGGAAGCGGUGGAAGCGGUGGAGGCGGUGGAAGUGGUGGAAGUGGUGGUCCCUCCGGCGACAGCAAUCUCAGGCCCGUAAAAAGCCCGCGGGAAGAUGACGCCAUCGACCGAGCGACGGAUUCGAAUUCGGCGCCCCGAAAAGUGAUGAGCGAUCCGCGCUUCCGGAUCCGUCCGCUGCAACAGGUGAUCUCGGCCUGCACCGGGGCCAUGAUCACGGCCUGCUUCAUGACGCCCCUGGACGUAAUUAAGACCCGCAUGCAGUCGCAGCAGUCGCCGGCCCACAAGUGCUUCUUCUACUCGAACGGGCUGAUGGACCACCUCUUCGCCAGUGGACCCAAUGGCCCCGAGUUGGCCAGCAUGAGGCCAAGACCACAGUUUUCCAGCUCUUGGGAUGCUCUGAUGAAGAUCAGCCGGCACGAAGGAUUGGCCGCUCUGUGGUCCGGCCUGGGUCCCACCCUCGUCUCCGCCCUGCCCUCCACCAUAAUCUACUUCGUGGCUUAUGAGCAGUUCAAGGCCAGAUACCUCCAGAUGUACGAGCGCCACUAUGGUAAUAGGCCGGAGCCCCGUCAGCUUGAAAACAGGGACACCAAGAGAAGUCUACCGUCGGUGGUUCCCAUGAUGUCCGGGGUGACUGCUCGGAUUUGUGCAGUUACGGUGGUGAGUCCCAUCGAGCUGGUGAGAACCAAGAUGCAAGCCCAGCGGCAGACCUACGCCCAGAUGCUGCAGUUCGUCCGGAGCGUGGUGGCCCUGCAGGGCGUUUGGGGCUUGUGGCGGGGACUGCGGCCCACGAUCCUCAGGGACGUUCCCUUCUCGGGGAUUUACUGGCCCAUCUACGAGAGCCUGAAGCAGAGUCUGGGCCAUGGCUCACAGCCCUCGUUCAGUCUGAGUUUCUUGGCAGGUGUGCUGGCGGGAACAGUGGCCGCUAUCGUGACCACUCCUUUCGACGUGGUCAAGACGCACGAGCAGAUUGAGUUUGGAGAAAGGGUCAUCUUCACGGACUCGCCGGCGAGGGACUUCGGAAAGAAGUCGACCUUCAGCAGACUGACAGGCAUUUACAGGAUGCACGGCGUGAGGGGACUCUUCGCAGGAUGCGGACCCAGGCUCCUGAAGGUGGCACCUGCCUGCGCCAUAAUGAUCUCCACCUUCGAGUACAGCAAGUCCUUCUUCUUCCAUUACAACGUGAGGCAUCAUAACGAGGCCCUACUCCUGGACAACCCGAAAGCCACGACAGUCAAGGAUGAUGCCAUUGAGUAGGGAGUGGGGUGGCUCCUUUGUAAAUAAAGAGCGCAUAUUUUAUGUAAACCCUGGGUGGCGACACGACUCAAUAUUCCCGACUCAAAACCCCUGCGCAACGCUUUUCGAGUUACGUGUUACGUCAAUAAGGCGAAGCCGGAAAAUCAAUUUCCAUUUUCGCAGCUUUAAGUCUCCGGCUGCCUGUUGCUCGGUGCUGCUGCUCGGCGGAUACCGGGAAACCCACUCCCCAAGUUGACAUUUAAUGGAAUAUUCAUUCAUUUACAUUAACUGCAAUUAAAGCGAGUGCAAAGGCGAAUUAAACGGAAAUGCCAAAGAGCUGGAAGACAGGUAAACUGACUUCAGAGCUGCAACGGA